Rotaria sp. Silwood1 is the source of this 702-nucleotide messenger RNA. The record is from the annotation of a GenBank genome assembly. NCBI's taxonomy places the organism in Eukaryota, Metazoa, Rotifera, Eurotatoria, Philodinida, Philodinidae.
AUGGAGUAUGUUUUAGUGCGGAAGAAAUGCUACGAAUCCAAUGAAAAACUUCGCAAAGAAGUGACUGAUCGUGGUGGAGCCAAAUAUUCAAAAGUAGCUGAACUAGCUUUUCGUCAAUGUUUAUCGGCUCAUUUUUUUGUACAAGAUGUUGAUGGUACAUUACUCAGGUUCAAUAAAGAGAACAGUAGCAACGGAUGUAUGGGAACAGUCGAUGUAACUUAUCCAGGUGCUCCAUUUUUUCUUUAUUUUAAUCCAGAUCUGCUCAAAGCUCAACUUGCACCUGUUUUUAUAUAUACUGAAAGUACACAUUGGAAACUUCCUUUUGCUCCUCAUGAUCUUGGAGCUUAUCCACAAGAAAAUGGACAAGUAUACGGAGGAGCGGAAGAUUCCGAAGAAAAUCAAAUGCCUGUUGAAGAAUAUGGCAACAUGAUUAUUCUCACUGUUGCCAUUUAUAAUCGAGUAGUUUACGCAAAAGUCGAUUGGACCGUAUGGACUACUUGUCUUGCUGAAACAAAAGAAGAUUUUCAAGCUCUUGUUAAUCCACUCUAUGAUUUUCUGAAUGUUUCAGAAAGUAGAGUACCUUUUACCGAUUUAUAUGAUACAAAAAUAGGCCGACAAGUUGCAUUCAAAGCACGUAGUGUUGUUGUUGGUGUCUAUUUACCACUGUUAAUGCCAUGUUCAUCCUCUGAUAUACAUACGUGA